This is a messenger RNA of Glossina fuscipes, 252 nucleotides long. Its product is annotated as protein PET117 homolog, mitochondrial. The record is from RefSeq and is a predicted model, not a curated record. NCBI's taxonomy places the organism in Eukaryota, Metazoa, Arthropoda, Insecta, Diptera, Glossinidae. Gene Ontology annotation, biological process: mitochondrial respiratory chain complex IV assembly. Bases 7 to 252 code for a protein of 81 amino acids. The transcript is spliced from 2 exons. Gene Ontology annotation, cellular component: mitochondrion.
CAAACAAUGUCUUUGACUUCGAAAUUAACGUUGACAGUUUCUAUUAUAACAACCGCAUGUAUAAUCGGAUAUGUACAUUUGAAACAGGCAACAGAUCAAGAAAAUCUACAUGAGGGUGUUUUGCGCGACAUCGAAAGACAGCAAAGACGUAAACUGGAAAAUACAUAUACUCUGCAGAAACAAAUCGAUCUAACUAAACAGUUGAAGCGCGCAGAACGCGAAGCUGAACAAAAUCCAAAUGAAAGUGUAUAA